Molecule: messenger RNA, 2199 nt
Organism: Didymodactylos carnosus
Lineage: Eukaryota; Metazoa; Rotifera; Eurotatoria; Philodinida; Philodinidae
Source: the annotation of a GenBank genome assembly
AUGUAUCGUAUCACCAUUUCAGGCAUGAAGAAGUUGGAAUCAAUGAAUGUAGGUACUCAGAUAAAGCAAUUGAACGAUAUCGGUCAAUUUCACAAGGCUAUCGCGUUAUUCGAGGCCCAAAUUCAACAACAGCCUACGACUUUAGCUGUUAAUCAAGCUUUGAAAGCUUGUAUUGAAUUGGGCGAUAUAAAACGUGGAGCAGAUAUUCACAAAAAUCUGUCUCCCUAUUUAGUCAACAAUACCUUUAUUCGAACUAGUCUUAUUCGUCUCUAUAGUCUUGUUGACGACAAUCGUGCCGAAGACGCACUAGAUCUUUUAGGACAGAUGAAGAUUGAACGAAACGAAUAUACGUUCAGUGUCAUAUUCAAAAUUUGUGCACACAUUGCCGACAAACGCUCAUUAGAAUUUGGAAAAAAGAUAUUCGAUACAAUGCCCGAUAAAGUCCGUCACAAUAUAAUUGUACUAACUUCGGCCUUACAAAUGUUCAUCAAGUGUGGCGAUAUGUCGAAUGCUGAACAAUUAUUUACUCAAAUGAAGAAGAAUCUAAUCGUUUAUAGUACCAUGAUGGCCGGCUUCGUCUCGAAUAAUAUGCCACAACGAGCUAUUGACCUUUUCUCGAAGAUCGAAAAGCCCGACGAAAUUAUUUUCACUAUUUUUUUCAAUGCAUGUGCUCGAUUAGGAACGCAGGAUGCAUUGAUUUUGGGCAAAAAAGUCUUUGGUCAAUUAUCUGUUCAGUAUCGCCAAGCGAAUGAUCUUCUAUAUUCGGUUUUAAAUAUGUUUAUCAAAUGUAAUGAUAUCAUAAGUGCCGAAUCUCUCUUUGAUCGAUUAGAUCGAGAUGUCAUUUGUUAUGGAUCAUUGAUGAAAAUCUACAAUAUUCAACAUGAGCCCGAAAAGACUCUGGCACUAUUCGAACGAAUGAAACAAGAGAAAAUCGAAUCGAAUGAAAUUAUUUUCGUUCUACUCAUGGAUGCAUGUUCCGAAAUCGGUGAUCUUUCAUUAUGUCAAUCAAUCGUUUCACAGAUGCCACAAAGUUUAUUGACUAAUCCUUCGAUUCAAGUUGGAUUAGUCGAUAUGUGGGGUAAAGUAGGUUCGGCAGACAAAGCAAAACAAAUCUUCAACAUGAUUGAACAGCCAAACAGCGUUUCUUAUUCGGCCAUGGUUAAUGCAUAUGGUCUCAAUGGUAUGGGUAUUCAAGCUGUUGAACUUUUUCGUCAAAUUUCAUUUGAUAUGUUGGAUAAUUGGAUUUAUGUAUGCGUAUUGAAUGCUUGUUCUCAUUCGGCUCUUGUCAAUGAGGCUCGUAAGAUUUUUGACAAGAUUUCGAUGAAUGAAAGAACAGAACAAAUCUACACUACAAUGGUCGAUUGUUUCAGUCGCGUCUGCCUUUUUGAUGAAGCACAAAAAUUAAUUGAUGAAUUCGAAGAAUCUCAUCCACCUUCAAUUCCUAUGUACAUGUCGAUACUCUCGGCUGCUCGGAAUCAAAAGAAUCCUGCAUUAUCUCAAAAGAUUUUUGAUCGGAUGCAAUCACACUUUUCCGAUGUCCAAGAUUGUCUCCUAUCAGCCCGAGUUCUUCUUGCCAACACAUAUGCAUUAAGUGGUAACAAAUCGAUGGCGUCAAAAAUUCGAAUGAAAUUGAAUGAAUCGAACCUGAGAAAAAUGACCGGUCUUUCGUGGACUGUUGUCGGUGGAAAAGUUUUUAAAUUUCGAGCUCAUGAUCGAUCUCAUCCGAAUUCAACUGAAAUCUAUGCAGAAUUAGAUCGAUUGACAAAUGAAUUGAUCGAACAUGGUCACAAACACGAUGCAUCUUGGAUUACACGUCCAUUGAUGAAUGAUGAAACUGUUGAAUCAGUAUUAUGUGGUCACAGUGAACGACUGGCAAUUGCUUUCAAUUUUAUUCAAAGACCAAUGCCAAGUCGCGUACAAGUAGUGAAGAAUUUACGUGUUUGUGGCGAUUGUCAUUUGUUAACAAAUUAUAUAUGUCAAUUAUAUCGAUUUACAGUUGUUGAUAAAAUAGGAAAUGCAGCAUCACUCUAUAAACAAUUACGUUUUGAGGUUAAUGUACAUCGAGAACGAGCAUCUUCUACAUUAAAUGAUUUAAUUAAAUUUUGUGAGGCACAUGCACCAGCUGAUUGUCUAAUUGUCGGUUUUCACCAUAAAGAACAAAAUCCAUGGAAAGAACGACGUAUGUGUUCGGUUAUUUAA